Molecule: messenger RNA, 3142 nt
Organism: Drosophila sechellia
Lineage: Eukaryota; Metazoa; Arthropoda; Insecta; Diptera; Drosophilidae
Gene: Pp1-13C
Product: Protein phosphatase 1 at 13C
Exons: 3
Coding region: 1884-2792 (302 amino acids)
Cellular component (GO): cytoplasm; nucleus
Molecular function (GO): protein serine/threonine phosphatase activity
Source: RefSeq, a predicted model, not a curated record
UUUCGCCCCCGGUACACAGGCACUUCUCGCACUUUGUCUCAAUUCCCAAAACUGUCGCCCCGGCAGUUGCAAUUUAUGAAGAUUUGUGUGUGGCCAGGAUGCCAGCGAAGUGUGGGACGCACGCCAGGAUGCAGGACUCAGCACUCAAGGAGACUUGGCCCACUCCGCCCACUCGCUUUCGUUUCGACACUGCACUUGUUUUGAUUUGUUUGGAAUAAUAACAGAUGCUUGCCGUUCAUAUUAUUCAUUGUGGAAAUUAUUAGCGCUUGACAAUAAAAAUGGUUAUUUGAACAGCACUCGAAAGUGAGUGCGCCCCCCCGACCACCCCACCCCCCUCUCACCGGCAAUCCCCUGCCGCACAACACAAAUUGCAAUUUGUGCAAAUAUUUAUGUACAUUGAAAAUUACUCAUUUGUGUAACACCAAUUAAUUUCAACAAACAGCGGCGGGCGCACAACAAUGGCCAAGCCAUUUAUAAAACUUGGCCGCUUGUUGUUGUCCUUGUUGUCCUUGCUGCCUUGCUGGUCAAACAAAUGGGGGAAAAUGAGGUCCUUUGUUUCCCCAAAAUAAACGAUGCCGCUGCACACGAUACACACUGUACAGUGGAGCCCUUCGCCAACAGCCGACAAAGCAGUUCAAUCAGCUCGAACAUAUAUAUAUAUAUAUACAUAUAUAUAUGUAUAUAUAUGGUAUGUGUAUGGGCGAAAAAUGCGGGGUUAUCGCCUCAUUAUUGGGACACUGGAAAAUUCCCUGUUUACACUGCCAUUUUUCAAGUUGCGCCAACAAAUUGCAGCUAAUUAGUGGCCACACUAGCCGGCAAAUCCGGCGAAAUAAGCUCAUAUAUAUACAAUAUACUAAAAGCGGCGUGCACAGCAAAUGGCACUCGGCAACUUCAAGUUUUCCACUCAAUCAGAGAUAAUAGGAACAAAUGGGCGAGGGUCAGACGAGGGUCAGACGAGGGUCGACGCACUUUUCGAGGGGUGACGAACUUAAAUAAUACCUUUUGGAUACUGCAAACUCGAGGGCUGAGACAGCUUAUAAGGAUGGUUAAGGUGUCCUCUAUUUUAGUUCAAAACUUAGAACAGAUAACGAAGAAAAUACAAGUAAAUGCGUUUGUAUGAUAUAUAUUUUCUAUUGUAAAAGUUUCUGAUAAAUCACUAUACCAUUUCAUUCCCAUGAAAAACGAACUGGAACAAUGCGAGGUAGUCACUGACUUGUCUGUCGUCGAUUUUUCACUCGUUUAGUCUUUGAAAAAGUAUAAGUCACCGUUCCCGAAUCAAAAUUUGUUUUAAAAUUUUUAAGAAGCCCCACAAGCGUGAAUGUAGCGUAUUUAAGUGCGGUUCAGUGAAAAGUGCAAAGCACACGUGUAUCACAUCCUCAAUGGUCAUUACCUUCCGGAAAAGCGAGAUCGGGACAAACGCAAUCCAAAGACGACUGCUAGUGCAGCACGCUGAACCAGUGGCAGCAGGAGGGCUAAUGUCCAGAUUCUAGAAUUCAAAUUGCAACACCUGGACUUUGCACACCACUAGGAGGAACUUAGAGAAGAAAACAGUCGAAGCGAGAAUUUUUUCCUACAUUUUCAUCAGGCGUGUUUUGUGAAAGGAUCAAAAGAAAAAAAACUGAACGUUAAACAAUUCACCGACAUAUAUAGAGGGGAAACAGUUAAUUCCAUUCGGUUAUAUUCUGGUGAGAAGUGAGCGCAACGCAGCUGCACCCAAGAAGCGAAUUAGUGACCCAAGUAGCCCAGCGCCGCCGAGGAUCCAGUUCCAUUCUCCAACCAGCCGCCAUCUCAGGGUGAGUCCCUGACAAGCAGCCCCAACGGCGUCCCAGACGAUUGUCCUAUCCAGCCCGGACAACGCAGCCGCGGCCCCCAAAACCGAGGCCAUGGCGGAGGUUCUCAAUCUGGAGAGCAUAAUUGCCCGUCUAUUGGAGGUGCGUGGCGCCCGGCCCGGCAAGAAUGUGCAGCUGUCGGAGGGCGAGAUACGAGGAUUGUGCCUCAAGUCACGAGAGAUACUGCUGACGCAGCCCAUACUGUUGGAGCUGGAGGCGCCGCUCAAGAUUUGCGGCGAUAUCCAUGGCCAGUACUAUGAUCUGUUGCGUCUAUUCGAGUACGGCGGCUAUCCGCCGGAGGCUAACUAUCUCUUCUUGGGCGACUACGUGGACAGGGGCAAGCAGUCGCUGGAGACCAUCUGCCUGCUGUUAGCGUACAAGAUCAAAUAUUCGGAGAACUUCUUUUUGCUGCGCGGCAAUCACGAGUGCGCCAGCAUUAAUAGAAUCUAUGGAUUCUACGACGAGUGCAAGCGAAGAUAUACCAUCAAGUUGUGGAAGACAUUCACGGACUGCUUCAACUGUCUGCCGGUGGUGGCCAUUGUGGACGAGAAGAUCUUUUGCUGCCACGGCGGACUGAGUCCGGAUCUCACCUCGAUGGAGCAGAUCCGUCGUAUUAUGCGUCCCACCGAUGUGCCCGAUCAGGGACUGCUCUGUGACUUGCUGUGGUCCGAUCCGGACAAGGACACCAUUGGAUGGGGCGAGAACGACCGUGGCGUUAGCUUCACCUUUGGCGCCGAGGUGGUGGUCAAGUUUCUCCAGAAGCACGAUCUGGAUCUGAUCUGUCGUGCCCAUCAGGUCGUCGAGGAUGGUUACGAGUUCUUCGCCAAGCGCCAAUUGGUCACCCUCUUUUCCGCUCCCAACUAUUGCGGUGAAUUUGACAAUGCUGGUGCCAUGAUGUCCGUGGACAAUACACUUAUGUGCUCCUUCCAAAUCCUGAAGCCCGUCGAGAAGCGCAAGAAGUAGAGGACAGCGAGAUCUGUUAACGCUUCCAGAUUUAUUAUUUUACACAAUAACACUGGCACGCAACUCAUUCACAAUAUCCUACACGAAAUCGUUUCGAAAUCAUCAUACCCACAGUCAUCCCUAAUCAACCGGAUCGAAGAAAUGGCCCAACCUCGACAUAUACCUCCAUGGAUCCUAAGGUUCAGGGGUAUGCACUACCCACUUCUUGCAUAUGUGUAAUAUUAAACCAAUGUUAUCAAAUGGAGUUUUUCGAACGAACUCACAGAGAUUUGAACGCAGAGCUUAUACUUAGCUAAUGCAAAAUAUUGCCAUAUGUUACUUUUACAAAAAUAAACGUCCAAUUAAAUUCU